Momordica charantia (bitter melon) is the source of this 1517-nucleotide messenger RNA. RefSeq names its product DNA binding with one finger 4.7 (gene DOF4.7). Gene Ontology annotation, biological process: regulation of DNA-templated transcription. NCBI's taxonomy places the organism in Eukaryota, Viridiplantae, Streptophyta, Magnoliopsida, Cucurbitales, Cucurbitaceae. Gene Ontology annotation, molecular function: DNA binding; DNA-binding transcription factor activity. The record is from RefSeq and is a predicted model, not a curated record.
UUAACGUGGAGAUCCUUAAUAUUUCCGAGAUGGAAACAGAAAUUUUCAUAAAAAAGAGCCAUUUUUUAUCCUAAAACUUUUGGAGACAAGUUUUGUUUGUUGUUGGGUGUGCCCCUCUAGUAGGAGUGUUUUGGGUGGGGUUACUUUUGUAUAUAUGUGAAACCUCUAUUUGAUGAAAAUCACAAGCACAUCCAUCAACAUCCGUCAUCACAUCAUGCCCCUCACUGCAUGAAAACAUUGAAUUUAGUAUAUUUGCUUCUGCAAAAGGGAAACUCAUCAUCAUCAACAACCAAACACAACCCAAGAGAGAGGGAGAAAAGACACAAACUUUGUUCUUCCCUCUUCUAGGAUUUGCUUUUGCCCUUUUGCUUUUGAUUCUCCCCUUUUUAUAUCUCUACAUUUCUCUGAUCACUUCUCUUUUGCAGCUCCAUCUCCAAAUGAUGUCUCAACGUAAUGCCCUUCUCCUUCCAUCUAAACAAGACCAAGAAAUUACCCAAAACUCAACCACAAGAAAACCCACCUCCUCCACAAGAUCAUCCCAUCAUCCAGAUUCUCAAUCUCAACAACAAGAAGCCCUCAAAUGCCCUCGUUGUGAUUCCACCAACACCAAAUUUUGCUACUACAACAACUACAGCCUCACUCAGCCCCGCCACUUCUGCAAGACCUGCCGCCGGUACUGGACCAAAGGUGGCGCCUUGCGCAAUGUCCCCAUCGGCGGCGGCUGCCGGAAAACCAAAAAGCUCAAAUCUUCCUCAAAAUUCACCUCCGCCACGGCCACCGCCGCCGCCGCCGACAACUCCCCUUUCUUCAACGCCGCCGUUUCACACUCCUUUGACUUCCAAUUGGGCCACCCAAUAACCCCAAACAAUCACUACUCUUUCAUGGGGCUCAAUUACUACAAUUACAAUAACCUUGGCCCUGCAAUCCAAGACCACAACACGGCCAACAGCCUCGCAUCUUCCAUCGAGUCUUUGAGCUCUCUAAACCAAGACCUCCAUUGGAAACUCCAGCAGCAGCGGCUGGGGAUGAUAUUUGGAUCAGAUGAUCAGCAGAAAGAAUAUCAAACGCAGAAAUUGUUGCAACCCAUUUUGUUUCAGAAUCUGGAGGCUCCAAAAGUACAGGAGAUCAGUUGUAAUUUGAGUAGCUCCACCACCAUUAAUAAUAAUCCUCGGAGAGAAUCUACAACUGGGGAUAAUAUUGCUACCACUGAAUGGUUCUUUGGGAGUGGUCAGAGGAAUAAUGGCAUUGGUGGGAGUGGCAGUGGGAGUGGGUGGAAUAAUAGUAGUGGAAUUCAGGCGGCGGCUAAUUGGGAAGAUAAUUUACACCACUACACUGCCUUGCCCUAGCCAACAAACCAACAAUUGGAACAAAAAGGUAGCACCUUUGAUCUCCACAAGAUAUUAUCAUCAUAGGGAAUAAUUUUAAUUUCUUAUUAGGUGUUUGUUUUUACUGUUUGUGUAAUAUGUUUGAUCAAAGACGAUAGUUAAGAAUGAAAACAGAUCAUAGCCUUUGCCCUA